UCCAUACUUACCAUCCAGAACACCAAACACUUGAAAAUAGAAUUGACCUGAAAUCUACCCAAACGAUUCGUGUGUAGCUUUUGACAUUGUCUACUAUAGCGACUUGAAUCUCUAGAAUGGCAGCCACAGCCCCCGCGACCUCGUCUUCGCGUUCAUUAUCCCUCACAAAGUUCAUCUCACGUCUGCGUGGGCAUAAGAGCAAAGAAAGUCUCAGCAACAAGGAACCAGAAACCGGUCCUACAGACACAAGACCGCCACUCAUCAACUCCCCCCUGCCUCUCGUCCUCCCUGAACAUCAACAAGCCCUCUCAAACCUCGGCUGGACGACCGUCACCUUCCCCCAACCAGACCCCUCUGGCUACCCAUCACUCUCCGGUCCGCACCCUCUGCAAACCGCCUACGAAGCCCUCUUCGCGGCCUCGCAAGCCUUCUUCGCGCAGCCCGCCGCAGAGAAAGCGCAAUGGAAGCACAGACUCGGGUCCGAAGAAGGCUGGUCCAGCAUCCCCGGCGAGAAAGAAUUCAUCACCCUGCGCACGCUGGAGUACUGCCCGGAGAUCCUGCGCGAGCCUGCGAAAAGGUACUGGGAUCUCAUGGGCGCGUAUCUCGAGGACUCGCUGGGCCGCAUCGCAGUCUCGCUGGACCUGCCCGAGCCGCAUGAUGCGACGAAAGGGCUGAAGCGGUUUGUUGGCCCGUGUGGGAAGAUGCAGCAGCGAGAAGACCAGAAGACAGCGUCGAUGUUGAGGCUGUUUAGGUAUGAGGGGUGGGAGGCGAAGGAGGUGGCGGAGCCGCAUGCCGAUUUGGGGCUCUUGAGUGCUGUUGUAGGGGAUGUUCCUGGACUUGAAGUAUGGGAUGGAGAGAAGUGGUUUGAGGUUGAGAGAGAGGUGAAGAAGAGCGGGAUGCACGGUGCAAGCUUGCUCGCAGGUAGACAACUAGAAGUCUUGAGUAACGGGAGGUAUCCCGCGGGUGGGCAUAGAGUCGUGUCGUACGGGGAUGCGAAGGGCGGCAAAGACGGAGAGAAGAGGUACAGGUUCAGUAUUGUGUUUGUGCUGCGCGCUUAUGGCCCAGUGGUUAUUAACUCGGAUGAUCUGGAAACAGUUGUCACUGGAAAAUGGCUGAAGCCAGUGCAUGGUCAGACGGCAGGAGAGAUGUACGCGAAUAUUCGGAGCUCGCAUUUCAAUGUCAACAUUGGCAUAGAAGAACGAGAGAAGCAGAAACAGACCGCGAUGAAGGCACAAGAGCAGGGUGGGAGUUCAUGAGGAUUGCGCGUGCGUUUGAUCUAUCGAGCAUAUGUUACUAAACCUAGUCAGUGGCGAUACAGGAGAAGUGCGAUCGUAUACCCAUCGUUGACGGGUCUAUGUAUGUAUUUU
This is a messenger RNA of Boeremia exigua, 1367 nucleotides long. RefSeq lists its product as uncharacterized. NCBI's taxonomy places the organism in Eukaryota, Fungi, Ascomycota, Dothideomycetes, Pleosporales, Didymellaceae. The record is from RefSeq and is a predicted model, not a curated record. The coding region runs from base 117 to 1256 and encodes 379 amino acids. The transcript has a single exon. Gene Ontology annotation, molecular function: dioxygenase activity.